Pieris brassicae (large cabbage white) is the source of this 2424-nucleotide messenger RNA. RefSeq names its product protein AF-9 homolog. The record is from RefSeq and is a predicted model, not a curated record. The coding region runs from base 959 to 1837 and encodes 292 amino acids. Gene Ontology annotation, biological process: regulation of DNA-templated transcription. NCBI's taxonomy places the organism in Eukaryota, Metazoa, Arthropoda, Insecta, Lepidoptera, Pieridae. The transcript is spliced from 4 exons. Gene Ontology annotation, cellular component: super elongation complex.
AUAAAAUUUUCAAGUUUGCCAAGUUGUCUUCCUAAUUAUUAAAAAAUUCUAAAACUAGUAUUGUAUUCUAGUACAAACUUGUGUUGUAAUGAAGAGUUUAAUAAUCGCAAAAUCUUUAAUAUUUAUUUUAUAUCCGUUCUGGUAAAAAGUUCAUUGUUCAACCAUCUAAAGAUGCGUGAAACAAAAUAAGCGAUUACUUUUUUGGCUUAAAAGAACUAAAUUCUCCGAUCAAACUGUUUACAAACUUACUGUCUCUGAAGCAGAAAUUUUUGACAGCUGACACAAAAAUAAUACAAACUCGAUCCUCAUUAACUUUUAUCUUUACAUUAUUAGUGAAAUAUAAUAAAUCAGUUCGAAAUUAAACGUCAAUAUGAAAUAGCUUUUGACAACUUAUUAUAUUUUUAUACAAAUUUACAUUUAUUAUUAUUUACAAUUUACACAAAUAAUAACCGAUUUCAAUUAUUUACUUGUCUAUAAUCGCAGUUCGGUCAUAAGUUGUGUGGUAGGUAUGGGGAUACCCACGUAGAACUAAAUAUGAGUAAGUAUUGGCUAUAAAGUCAUUGAGUGAUUAUUUUGUCAUUUAAAUUAGUUCAUAUUUUUUAAAUUACUUAAAUAAAAUAAACUUCUUAUUUAUUUAUUUACACUUCGUUACCAUAAUAUACAAAAUUAUAUACAUAAAAAAACAAAAAAACCUCCUUAGAGGUGGCUCGGACAUAGAUUUUAAAACCUAACUACAGACUACGAAUAGAUGAUAUUAGGUACAAUAUAUUAAAUCAAAGUGAAUAUCAAUUGAAAAAACGUCAGUCAAAACGGCAUAUGCUUUGAGUUACGUAUUCUAAAUAUUUCGAACUUUAAUAUCUGCCAAAUAACUUACGACGAAAAAAAAUUCUCCGGAUUCAACAAUUUAGAUUGUGAUGCUGACAACGCGCGCCAAAUUCAGCCACAGUAUGGGUGGCAAAUGGCGAUUUUGAAUCAACAUCAAAUGAGCCGUUCACAUCGUAAACUAAAACUGUUAUUUCAGAUGUGUGUGCGCGUGUGGCUUGAGGUCGGUCAUGCGUGUGAGCCGCGUCGCGCCGCAUCGGGUCGCGCGUUGGCACUCGACUGGAGCGUGUUCGUGCGAGGCGCGCACGGCGCCGACAUUAGCGCCUUUGUGCACAAGGUCGUCUUCCACCUCUACCCGGCUAGCGCUUUCGUCUAUCCUAAGAGAGUUCUUCAAGAGCCGCCGUAUGAGAUCCAGGAGUCGGGCUGCUCCUCCAUAGAUAUCCCGAUACACGUGUACCUAAAGUACAGCACUAAACCAAAGAGAAUACGCCUCAGAUACAGUCUGCACAUAGAAAAUAACAACGAGGCUAGUUCGGAGUCGAGGUGCGUUUAUUACGACGUAAACAACCCCUCGGAGCAGCUAUACAACGCCUUGAUGAAGGGCGGCGGUGAGGUAAUCGCGCGAACCAGCACCGCAGAUGCCAAUCACAAGCUUCUUGUGUUGUUCGAUGAGGAGAAGAAAGACUUGAAAAUACCACGCUCUAAAAGGUACAAAUUUGUGGAGCCACUUCGUUGUAAACACGCGCCAAAAACCAAAUACAUUCUUGAAGAAAUAUGUCCUAAAUGUGGAGAUUCAAUUAACGCGGAUUUUAGGAAACAAUUGCGUGCUGUUGAUAUGACACAAGACGAAAUUGAACGAGUCUCGCACUUGUAUUUGUCAUUCAAUAGUUACGAGAAGUCCUUGAAUGCGAUUAAGUUGCCCUCGUUUUCAGAUCCAAUUUAUAGAGUGCCAGAGCUACCGAUAUCCCUACGCGGUGCCCUCGGAGAUGUGAAAACGGAUUAUACGGUGUUAUAACGUGCCUUGCAAUCGACAUAUUUGUGCCAUUAGAAUAGAGAAAUAUUAUAUUUUUUCACACGAUUGUAUGUGCAAAUUUGAGAAAUUAUUCUUAAACUAGAAUUUAUUUACACGUUUUAAUGUUACCCUUGGGGUUAUAGAAUAUUUUUUUAUACAUUACCUAGGAUCUAACAUACAAAAUAUUGUUUGUUAAAUAAUUUUUAAAGCGUGCUGUGAUGAAGAUCUCAGAAUUAUUUACUUGAUAAAUAGUUUUUUUUAAUUAACAUUAUAUUAAUGUAAUAUUGAAGUUCUUAAUAUAAAUAAGCUAAAUCUAACGAAUAAUGAAAUAGGUAUUGUGCUCAAAAGUCAAAUAUGUAAAAAAAUAUCGUACAUUUUACACUCAUUACAGGGUACUUUUACGUAAAUUUAAAUGGUAAAACUAAAUGCGUUUUGUUUUUAUAGUAAGGAUUUUGUUUUGUUAUAAAAAAUGAUCAUUUCGAAAAUAAUUUAUGACUAUGAUAAUUCGGAAAGUUUAAUGUUUUAGUUAAAAUUUUUGUAGUCCUAAGUUAUAAGAUAUGUUGUUUUAUUUAUUUUACCGGAGACUCCAA